Messenger RNA from Aspergillus clavatus NRRL 1, 3759 nucleotides. RefSeq names its product DEAD/DEAH box helicase. NCBI's taxonomy places the organism in Eukaryota, Fungi, Ascomycota, Eurotiomycetes, Eurotiales, Aspergillaceae. The record is from RefSeq and is a predicted model, not a curated record. The transcript has a single exon. Gene Ontology annotation, molecular function: hydrolase activity, acting on acid anhydrides, in phosphorus-containing anhydrides; zinc ion binding; ATP-dependent chromatin remodeler activity. Bases 1 to 3759 code for a protein of 1252 amino acids.
AUGGACGCUGGGGAUUCCAAUGAACGUCCAUUGAAAAAGAGACGCUUUUUUGUCGACGACGAGAGUGGACCUGUACACUCCCCUAGCGAAUCUACACCUACUGCUCCGAGUCUCGACGCGUCCGUGACCUCCUCUGCUGGUCCAGAGGGAAAAGACGAUCAUUAUGGGCAGCUAAAUGGCGCACAGGAGGUUGACUUCCCGAGCGAAGAUGAUGAACGGGGAAAUGACAUAAAUAGGGGCCCGGACGAAUCUGGGCUACCAUACGACCAAGAGGUCCUCGAUGGAUCCAUUUUGUCGAAUGCUCGAAGGCAUGAACAAGAUGAAGAGCGCCUGAUAAGUGGACACCGGACAGGGCUGAAUGAGGGGGAGAUCGAGCAGGAAAAACCCGAUCACGAUACUGGUGGUUUCGACGUGGAGACUUUUGCCAGUAUCAUUGGAGAACAACUUCCUCCUCAAUCGAUCAACCGGAUCCGUGAAGCCUCUGGCGACGACUUGGAGCGGGCAGUGAACGUCUACUUCGACGGAUCAUGGAAAUCGCUCAACCGGGCUACGUCGAGCCUUGCUCCUGUCGCUUCUCGCCAGUCAACGCUGUCCGCUCCUCGCACCCCGAUUGAAGGAAUAAGAUCUCAGGCAUCGCCAUCAAAUCAAACGCCUGAAAGGAAAUCAAGCCAAUCUGUAGCGCGCCAUACCUUGCAGCAAUCCCCCAGAUACAUCGGCGCUUUUGGUGUAGGGGCAUGGGCUACCAGAAGCGGCACUAAUCUACUCAGACACGGGGAGCAUGUCAAUGUUGAACGGACAAGGUCUCAGCCGGUAGCCAAGCGCGGCCGAGGGGGCAAGCUCAUCACUAACCAAAAAGGAGAUGUUCUGACUCGGUUUACAAAUGAUGCUGGCCAGGAGAUCGGGCGACUGCCUCGAGAAACAGCAGAAUGGGUGUCCACUCUGCUCGACCAGAAGAUAUGCAAAUUCGAGGGCAUCUGCGUUUUCACACCUGACCGGGUCCGGGUCAACGACACGAUUUACCUACAGUUACGAUGCUACUUACGCAAAGAAGCCUUUCUACCGCGGAGUCUCUGGAGUAUGGGUGACGAUAAUCGGUCCACUACGAUAUUCGAAGAACAAGAGAAUGCUGAAGAGAAGCAGCUUCGGCUCCGCCAGGUUGCCCUUGUUAAACUUUUUGAUGAGAUCGGGCUGCAACCUAUGUCGGCAAACGAGAUGACCAAAAAGCACAAAAAAGAAGGACUGCUUCGCGCGGCCGAAAUUGCAGAGCAAUAUGACAAGGCCGGGAAAGAGAGCAAAGGGAACGAAUCGUCAGAAGAGGAGGAAUCACCAGAGCUCGAGGAAGACCAACUUGACACGCUUUACAAGAAGGCACAGUCUUUUGAUUUCAAUAUGCCGGAAGCUGAGCCACCGUCAACAUUUGUCCUGAGUCUCCGGAAGUAUCAGAAACAAGCACUUCAUUGGAUGCUUGCCAAGGAGAAAGAUAAUAAGUCUGGCAGAGAGUCGUCAAUGCAUCCUCUCUGGGAGGAAUAUACUUGGCCACUCAAAGAUGUCGAUGACAAGGAUCUCCCGGAGAUUGAGGGACAGGCCCACUUCUACGUCAAUCCCUAUUCUGGGGAGCUGAGCGUUGACUUUCCAGCACAGGAGCAGCACUGUCUGGGUGGCAUUUUAGCCGACGAGAUGGGUUUAGGCAAGACAAUCGAGAUGCUGAGUCUCAUCCACUCUCAUCGUACCGUGCAUCCUAAUCAAGGUGGCACAGCUUCCUCUACUGAGCUACUGAGGCUGCCUAACUCUUCAACUGCUGUCGUUCCCGCUCCAUACACAACGCUAGUCGUGGCACCCACGUCCCUGCUAGCUCAAUGGGAGAGCGAGGCCAUGAAAGCCUCAAGACCAGACACGAUGAAGGCUCUGAUGUACUACGGUGCCGAUAAAUCCGUCAAUCUCCAAGAGCUCUGUGCUGCAGGCAACCCCAGCGCUCCCAACGUCAUCAUCACCAGUUACGGCGUAGUACUGUCCGAAUUCCGUCAGCUCGCGGCCCAGCCACUCUUCGCGUCGAAUACCCAAGGUGGACUGUUCUCUGUGGACUUUUUCCGAGUCAUUCUUGAUGAAGCCCAUGUAAUUAAGAACCGACGCUCAAAGACCGCGAGAGCUUGCUAUGAAUUGAAAGCGACGCACCGGUGGGUCUUGACUGGAACUCCCAUCGUCAAUCGUCUGGAAGAUCUCUUCAGCUUGGUGCGGUUCCUCAAGGUCGAGCCGUGGAGUAACUUUUCGUUCUGGAAGACAUUCAUCACUGUCCCCUUUGAGUCAAAGGACUACGUACGAGCCCUCAAUGUCGUUCAGACUGUCCUUGAGCCUCUUGUUCUUCGGCGGACCAAGACGAUGAAAACACCAGAAGGGGAACCGUUAGUACCGUUACCACGUCGAACCAUCGAUAUCGUGGAAGUGGAGCUCUCCGAGCAAGAACGUGAGAUCUAUGAUUUGAUAUAUACCAGAGCUAAACGUACAUUCAACGACAAUGUCGAAGCUGGUACUCUGCUGAAGUCGUUCUCGACUAUUUUCGCACAGAUCCUGCGUCUGCGACAGACUUGCUGCCAUCCUAUCCUGACACGUAACAAGACGAUCGUUACAGAUGAGGAAGACGCUGCGACGGCGGCCGAUGCCGCCAAUGAGUUGAAAGACGACAUGGACCUGCAAGAGCUCAUAGACCGGUUUACGGUCAGCCUUGAGAACGCAGGCUCGAGCGAGACACAGGAUCCCGGGGCCAAAUUCACCACGCACGCAUUGAGGCAGAUCCAAAAUGAAUCCGGCGGAGAAUGUCCCAUCUGCUCGGAGGAGCCCAUGAUCGACCCCGCGGUCACGGCCUGUUGGCAUAGUGCGUGUAAAAAAUGCUUGGAAGAUUAUAUACGCCACCAGACAGAUAAGGGCGUGCCUCCUCGAUGCUUCUCGUGCCGUGCACCAGUUACAUCAAGGGACAUCUUCGAAGUGAUCCGCCACCAAUCCCCAAGUUCAACCCCCAAGGAGCAUGAUCUCUACAGCAGCACGCCUGCCUCGAGCCCGCAACCUGCACCUCGCAUCUCCCUCCGACGCAUCAACCCCCUCUCACCCUCAGCACACACCUCAGCAAAGAUCCACGCACUCGUCAGCCACCUCAGCCGCAUCCCCCCGGGCACCAAAUCCGUCGUCUUCUCCCAGUUCACAAGCUUCCUCGACCUAAUCGGCCCGCAGCUAACCAAAGCCGGCAUCUCGCACGUCCGCCUCGACGGUACAAUGCCCCAAAAGGCCCGCGCCGAGGUCCUGGCGCAGUUCACCCAGACCGACUCGUUCGCCCAGGACGCGAUAGACAACGAGGCCGAGGACGAGGCGCUCCCCACGCCCCGCGCACCAUCUGCCUUCGCCCCCGCGGCCAAGAGCGCGCGCUCCCCGUCCUCGGCCCCCGGCAGCCCCUCCGUCCUACUCAUCAGCCUGCGCGCCGGCGGCGUCGGGCUCAACCUCACAGUGGCCAGCAACGUGUUCAUGAUGGACCCGUGGUGGAGCUUCGCGAUCGAGGCGCAGGCGAUCGACCGCGUGCAUCGCAUGGGCCAGCUGCGGGAUGUGGCCGUCACGCGGUUCAUCGUCAAGGACUCGAUCGAGGGACGCAUGUUGCAGGUGCAGGAGCGGAAGAUGAAUAUUGCGGGCUCGCUGGGGCUACGGGUUGGGGGCGAUGGGUCCGAGGAUGAGAAGAGGAAGGAGAGGAUUGAGGAGUUGAAGCUGUUGUUUGAAUAG